AUGGAGGAUCUAGAAAUGAAGCCGGCCGUCCGCGGACGGGGCCUCAAGGGAGCCGGAUAUGUCAAGCGCAUGCAGGACCUCCGAGACAAGGAUGGACAUCACUCCAACCGAGGGUACAAUCUCGCUCAAUUAGAGGGCUCGGGAACCGCCUCUGCUCUCGCGUACAAGCUGAUUGGAACCAAGUUCGUGCAUUUGCUCAAGCUCAACGAUGGCCUCCUCAAGGUUGUAUACCCGAACCGCUCGACGGUCGGUCCUCAGCGUAAGAUCAGCGAUGAUCUAUCUCAGUUGAUCAAGACUCUCGUGUUCGAUGGCAAUAUCGACCAACAGCUCUACGACUCGAUGUCCGUGGAUGAUCGACGAGUGUUUCACGAGCUACUGCGUAUCACACAUACCCAACACGCGCUACGCGAUGCAAUCAAGGAUCCUCGCGAUGUACUGCGGCAAGAGUACAUCAAGCUGAAGGGGGAACUCAUGCUCGGCCAUGACAACCCGAGCCUGAUCCGCGAACUCAAGCAAGUAUUGAUCGACAAGUAUUCAGCAAAGCUGAUUUCGGAUAAUGAAUUCAAGGAAGUUUUGGUUGCUAUCGAAUAG
This is a messenger RNA of Phytophthora sojae, 591 nucleotides long. RefSeq lists its product as hypothetical. The transcript has a single exon. The coding region runs from base 1 to 591 and encodes 196 amino acids. Lineage: Eukaryota; Oomycota; Peronosporomycetes; Peronosporales; Peronosporaceae. The record is from RefSeq and is a predicted model, not a curated record.